AUGAAGAAGUUAGACUUCUAUGAAAAGGUAGAGGUCUAUAAUGAAGCAGGGAGAAGAAGUAAAGGCCGUUUUGCAGAUUGGAGAACGAAGGAUUAUAUACAUAAUGGUUUCAGACUCUUGUUUGUUUUGGUGGUGCUCUUUCUAGUCUUUGUAAUGAAACAGCCCAAGGAGCAAAAUGCCACACCACCUCCAUCAAGCAACCACAGCAUCGGCGAUCCUCAUAAGGUUGAUUUGAUUUUGUUGAAAAAUGCUACUGGAUUAGGCGCCGUUUGUCUAGAUGGAAGUGCACCUGGGUAUCAUUUCAGCAAGGGCUUUGAUUCUGGAUCUCGGAGUUGGCUUAUUCACAUUGAGGGUGUUGGCUGGUGCAAUACAGUAGAGUCAUGUGCUAAGCGUAAGCUGACUAAAUUAGGAUCAUCGAAGUUCAUGGAGAAAGAUACUUUCAGUGGCAUUUUGAGUAGGGAAAAGUCACAAAAUCCUGAUUUCUAUAAAUGGAACAAAGUAAAGGUACGCUAUUGUGACGGUGCAUCAUUUGCUGGAAAUUCCGACAGUGAACUUGAGAAAAGAUCGAAACUCUUCUCCAGAGGGCAGACCAUCUGGGAUUCAAUUCUGGACGAACUCUUCGUAUUAGGGAUGUCUAAUGCUAAACAGGCUCUUCUUUCCGGUUGCUCUGCUGGUGGGUUGGCAACUCUCAUACAUUGUGAUGAUUUUGCAAAAAGUUUUCCUGAAGACGUUAAAGUGAAAUGUCUGUCAGAUGCAGGAUUUUUCAUGGAUGACAUAGAUAUAUCGGGUGGCCGCACCAUGCGAUCAUUCUUUCAUGAUUUGGCAAACCUCCAGGGUGUGGAGGAUAGUUUGGAUCAAAACUGUACUUCCGAGCUGAAACCAUUUCAGUGUUUAUUUCCUCGAAAUUUUAUCAAGAACAUAGAUACGCCAGUUUUCCUAGUAAAUCCUUCCUACGAUUCCUGGCAGACCGAACAUAUUUAUAUUCCACAUUCAUCAGAUAAAGGUUGGGGGAAUUGUGCAAAGAACAUUGCACAAUGUAACCCAAGUGAACUUGAGAAAUUACAAGGAUACCGAGAUUCUAUGUUAAGGGAACUAAGCCCAUUUCAGUCGCAGGAACAUAUGGGUAUGUUCAUAGAUUCAUGCUUUACUCAUUGCCAGACGGAUAGCGAAAAAUGGCAUUUUCAUUCUCCGAGGAUCAACAAUAAGACCAUUGCGGAAGCAGUGGGGGAUUGGUAUUUUAAUAGAACAAAGGUACAGAAAAUCGAUAUUGAUUGCCCAUAUCCUUGCAAUCCUACUUGUGAUCAUAAUGCGGGUGGUCACAAUAAUACGAAGGGUUAG
This is a messenger RNA of Papaver somniferum (opium poppy), 1338 nucleotides long. RefSeq names its product pectin acetylesterase 5-like. The transcript has 12 exons. Gene Ontology annotation, molecular function: hydrolase activity. Bases 1 to 1338 code for a protein of 445 amino acids. Lineage: Eukaryota; Viridiplantae; Streptophyta; Magnoliopsida; Ranunculales; Papaveraceae. The record is from RefSeq and is a predicted model, not a curated record.